Salarias fasciatus (jewelled blenny) is the source of this 1283-nucleotide messenger RNA. RefSeq lists its product as uncharacterized. The record is from RefSeq and is a predicted model, not a curated record. NCBI's taxonomy places the organism in Eukaryota, Metazoa, Chordata, Actinopteri, Blenniiformes, Blenniidae. The coding region runs from base 92 to 769 and encodes 225 amino acids. The transcript is spliced from 6 exons.
UCUCAUACUUCCCCCAUUCUCACCUUGAUACGUACAUAUUCCAGUGUUCGUUCCUCUCGCUGUUAGUCACUGGACAUGUUUUUGGUCAAACAUGUUGCCGCUUUGUUUUUUUCUCAUUCUCCUCCUCUGUGAGAGCUCAGUUGAACCAACGACAGUCAAUUCGACCAGUAUUCCUCAGACAAAUCCAAAAAUUAUGACAACAAAAGUGGCAAUCUCUUCAGUGCUGCUGGAGGCCACACCAGACUACCCGGUGGUGGCGGGGCAAAAGGUCAGUCUGCACUGCAGAGCAGCGCCCAAGCCAGCCAACGUCACUUGGUCCUGGAGACGCUGGGGUAAUGACUUGCAUGACCAGUCCAGUUCAGAACUGGUCCUGACUGAGCCGGGGCAGAGCGGGGAGUACAGCUGCCACGUUUCCAUCCUCGGUGGUCAGACAAGAGGCAGUAACACCCACACAGUCAUUAUCAUCUCCAUACAAACAACAGUGGGUGAGAGAUUAGGAAUAGUGGCCUUCAUCCUCUCCAUUGUGACCUUUAUCAUCACCCUCGGUAUACUCUUCUGGAUGUUCUGGAAAAGGUUUGACCAGAAAGACACCUCCUCCAGUCCUGCGGCCAAAAGUUUCACUGGACCUGGGACUACAACAAAGGGAGGUUUGCCUGACAUGGGCAUCGAGAGCGACGUGUACAUGAAUUACACAAACAGCAACCCGGCCUACAGUGACCUGGAUCCCAACAGCAUGGCGGACGACAGCGUGUACUCAAGUCUGUCCUGAACGGCGACGCGACGGCAAGAGGAGGCGUGCAACACAAAGCGGACUUAUGAUCUAAAAAGAGCCAUUUAUUUCACAGUAAAGUUAAGUAACUUCAGACUUUUCUGUUUAAACUGAGACGUCUGGAAUGUAAAGUUUUUUUCUGUGGUCCUGAAAUUGUACACACGUCAAUUCUCCUCAUUGAUGCUGUUUUUAGAUCCAACGGUAUCACAAAUAAAACAUAUUUAAACAUUAAUAAAGACAGCUUUGUGCGUUUCAAAAAGUAGCUUUCUUUUCCAACAUAAAGAAAACACAACAACAACGUUUUGGUACAAAAAACUGAUUCACUAAAUAAAAAAUGUCCAUCAAAAAUCCUUUUUUUAUUUUUUGCUGCUUGAAUAAACUCUCAAUAAAUAUAAAGAACUGUGUAAAAUGUGUGCAGCUAAUAGCACAAGAAUGCAAAGCUUUGGUUGUCUUUGUGAAUCGGUGAAUCACAGGAUUUUCACCAUGACACACAGAUGCAGUGUCACAAUAUCGG